Messenger RNA from Dibothriocephalus latus, 330 nucleotides. Lineage: Eukaryota; Metazoa; Platyhelminthes; Cestoda; Diphyllobothriidea; Diphyllobothriidae. The record is from the annotation of a GenBank genome assembly.
AUGGGUGAUGAGCUUAAAAAAAACGGGAAACUGGAUGUGAAGCCAACCAUAAAGCGUCAACUUAUGAAACCGAAAAAUCCACGGCCACGGCAAGAACCAUCUGGAGUCCUCUACAAGAUCUGCUGCAGUUUCGGUCAAAGCAACCAUGUCGGAGAAAUUGGCAGGCUUCUCAAGACGCAAAUUGCCAAACACGCGGCAGCAGUGUGGCGAAAUGAUGCCAAUUCUCAAGCUGCAGCUCAUUCGACGAAAUCCGGCCACACAUUCAAAUUUGGUGAGGCCGAAAUUAUCGCAAGAGGUGACAAUCAGGUGAGCCGAGAACUACUUGAGUAA